GGUAAAGGUCUGAGCGACGUCGACGUUCAUGACGCUUUGUGAUCCUCUCACUGCUCAGAAACUUUGACCGAAGCUUCCUUGUCUCACAAACACCCCUCAAAGGCCAACCCCCUGCAUGGCAUGUCCCAGAUGAUCGUUCCGCUCAGCCUGCCGUACUAGUGAGCUGUAGCCUCAUAGCCCCGAAGCCCCGCUCAUGGUUCGCGUUUCUUUUUUUGUGCUUUCCUCUUUCGACGUUUACCAAAAGUUCCAAAGCCUCUGCGCUUUUGCGAUCUUAUCAAAAUGGAGACGGAGAUCCCCACUGCAGCCGUUAGAUCAUCGGACAACCCGAACUCUGGUAACAAUCUCAAGAGGAAGCGAAGGCCUCGUGCGCCGAUAGCUUGUGGUACAUGUCGGGCUCGUAAAGUCAAGUGUGAUGGUAGUUCGCCAUGCUCCAACUGUGUUCGACACGAAUUCUCGUGCUCGUACAAAGAAGGACAGGAAGACCCACCGACCGUCAUUGCCUGAGCAUCUUCAUCCAUCACCAGUUAGCCUAGAUGAACCAAUUAAGCACGAGAACCCAAUCCAGCUGAACCCGCAAGAGCCAAGCCGCAUGGACAGAGGUUCAUCUACAUCUUCGGAACAAGAAGUAGACGGCCUCGGCCAGGUCAACGAGCAUACCGAGGGGGCCGAGUUUUACGGACCCACGGGAACAUUCUACUUCCUCGCCCGGCUUCGCUCUCGGGCGAACACCCAGAAGCAACCGGAAGCCGGCACGCACCGGAAGCAAAGCUCCAUUGUAAAUCUCCUGCACAGUUCGGAUUACUCGACACCCCCGGACUCUCGCAUUCUCGGUCAGAACCAAUUUGCAAAGGCAAGUCCGCAGAGCAAUGGCGGCAGAAGGGAGUCUUAUCAGCAAGGCGUUAUUGCCGAUGUCGUCCUCAGCGCGGUGGAUGCCGCGUUCGCGACGGAGCUUGAGCGGGAAUGUGUUCGCCUGUACUUCCAAAAUCUGCACAACAUCCACCCAAUCCUCGAACAGAUGACCUUUCUCAAGAGAUGUGAGGAAGAAAUAUGGUCAAGGCUCUCAAGGCCAGACAUAAUGAUUUCCGCUCAAAUGCGUCGGGAAGCAAGGUUUCUGGCACUAUACAAUGUUGUCAUUGCUAUCGGCGCUAUUACCGCAGGAGAGACAUCCUUACUCAUGGAAGACCACACCAAAGAGUUCCUGGACCGCACUGGACAAACCAGCGACGAAGAGGCACUCUACCCACCUAUUCGUCUGGCGAGAAGAUUCUUCGAAAGGUCAAGGCUCCACCUUGAAGACAUUUGCGAGUCGAGUUCGCUUGAAACCGCGCAGACACUAUUUCUCAUGUCGGUAUUUGGUCAAAAUGCGUUGAAGCCUCAUAGCUGCUACAUGUAUAGCGGUAUGGCGAUAAGGACUGCGUCAGCCAUGGGCAUCCCGACUAAUACACGUUCCGAGACAAGCCCAGAAAGCUUGCUCUGGUGGUCUCUUUACUCACACGAGAUCGAAAUGUGUUUUUCUGCUGGGCGUCAAUCAGGACUACGUGCUCCGAGCUCCUACUCAAUCCCGUUUCCAAAAACCUCGCAUUUCCCCAACUCGGCGUAUUGUUUGAUCAAUCCUAUGGUUGACUUAGCCAAGAUUCUCAUGUGGAUGACAGACAACCUGGGUCUGCACAGUAGUCACACGUCCUUCCAAAGGCUGUCACAGACUGCGCUCAACCUGGACAGGGAGUUGGAUGAUUGGAAGUCUGGGUUACCAAGACAGCUCCGUUUCGACACAUCAUCGCUAGAAGACAGUGAAUUUGCUAUGAAGCAAAAGACUGUUCUCAAGCUACGUUUCCUGAACGCCAGAAUUCUUCUUCACCGGCAAUUCAUCAUCUCGAAGACUCAAGAAGCGGACCGUAACACGGUCUCGCGACACGUCAAGUCGUGUGUAAAAGCUGCCACGGAGACCAUCAAAUUCAUGCACACAAGCUACCUUCACAGACCUUACUUCAGGACAUGGUGGUACAACUGUAUGUACCUACUAGACGCCUGCAUGGUCCUGCUACACGUCCUAAUCUCCAACAUCUGCCCCUUCCCCGCCGAAGAGGUCAUGGAAAACAUCGAGCUGAGCCUCGACAUCUUCAAAGCAAUGAAGAUGCUCGCAGUGGCUAGACGAUGUGCCGACAUUGUCAGAGAACUGCUCAACGUCGCAGCGAAAACACAUUCAGUACAACAGCGUCAGACGAGCGUGGCCACGGAAGCCGAGCCCGCACUAAGGAUGCACGAUGAUGUUAACCAGCUGAUCCAGACUUCUCCCGCAUUCAUGUCAGAUGGAAUUGGCCUCCAUCCGGGGGACACCGAGCUUGGAGACGCUAUGAUUCCUGGGGACUUUGAUGCGAACUUGGUGGAUCCUAAUGUUGUUUGGAACUUCUUGAAUUUUGAGCAUUGGAAUGCGUGGUCUGAUGCAGCCUUCAGAUGAACAUUGUAACAACAGCAUGACAUCACGUAUGAUACAAGUAGCAUAUAGUUUCAGUGGCUAGGGCGAUGCGCUUAGAUGAGCAAAGAGUCCAAUUAGCCUUGUAGUGAUAUAGACCCCGUCCGUUUCCCAG
Colletotrichum acutatum is the source of this 2588-nucleotide messenger RNA. RefSeq names its product fungal-specific transcription factor domain-containing protein. The transcript is spliced from 11 exons. The record is from RefSeq and is a predicted model, not a curated record. Gene Ontology annotation, molecular function: zinc ion binding; DNA binding. Gene Ontology annotation, biological process: DNA-templated transcription. The coding region runs from base 413 to 2458 and encodes 681 amino acids. Lineage: Eukaryota; Fungi; Ascomycota; Sordariomycetes; Glomerellales; Glomerellaceae.